UAUUUUUGUACUUGUUUUUCAAUCGGUUGAUCUUUGUUGUUGAUUGUUGUUGAUUAUAAUCACUGUACGUUCACCGUUUUUUCCGUUUCUGAUCUCUUAUUAUAUUCGAAAUGGUUCCUUAAACAAUUCAUUUCUUGACUGGAAAAAAUCCCCAAGUGCCCUUGAUCUUUCAUUAUUAUAAGAAUAUUCAAUCAUCCACCAAAACGUCCGAACAAACAAUGGUAGGAAGAGCUGAUCUUCAAGAAUUUGAAGAUCAUCUUCCUGACAAAGACGUAGCUCGCGGAUUCUAUGCUAAAUAUGAACCAAAAGAAGUUCUUGGAAGAGGUGUAUCAAGCGUAGUUAGAUUGUGUGUUGAAAAAGAAACCGGACGAGAAUAUGCUGCCAAAAUCAUUGAUAUUAGUGAUGAUGAAAGUGGGGGUGGUCAUCAGAAUAGUUUUACAUUAUAUCAAGCAUCACAACGUGAAAUUGACAUACUUCGAUUGGUCGAUGGACAUCAUUAUAUCAUUAAACUUUAUGAUGUAUUCGAAUCGUCCACUUAUAUAUUUCUAGUAUUUGAGCUUUGUAAAAAUGGCGAAUUAUUCGACUAUUUAACAAAUGUUGUAACCUUAUCGGAAAAACGAACAAAAGUUAUAAUGAAGCAGCUUUUCGAAGCUGUCGAUUAUCUUCACCAGAAAAGAGUCGUACAUCGAGAUUUGAAGCCAGAAAAUAUACUAUUGGAUGACAAUUACAAUAUUAAAGUAACAGAUUUUGGAUUCGCCAGAAUGAUUGCUCCAUAUGAAAGAUUAUUCGAUCUAUGCGGAACUCCCGGUUAUUUAGCGCCUGAACUUCUUCGUGCAUCAAUGUAUGAGAAUGCUCCAGGCUACGGACAAGAAGUUGAUUUAUGGGCUUGUGGUGUCAUCAUGUAUACUCUAUUAGUCGGGUUUCCUCCAUUCUGGCAUCGUAAACAGAUGAUAAUGUUGAGAAAUAUUAUGGAAGGUAAAUAUGAAUUCUGUAGUCCUGAAUGGGAUGAUGUAACCGAAGAGGCCAAAGAUCUGAUCCGUAAACUUUUAGUGAUAAAUCCUAUGGAAAGGUUGAACGCAAAUCAAGCAUUAAAACAUCCGUUUUUCCUUUCAAUCAAAACUCAAGCUGCAAAAUUUAAUGCUCGAAAAACAUUUAAAUUGGCUAUUGUCUGUGUACGAGUUUUGAUCAGAAUAAAACGUUAUAAAUAUACAACUGAAUUGAUUUCAUUGGAAACUAUACGUACCGCUCCAUACAAGAUAAAAAUCUUGCGAAAGAUGGUCGAUGGAUGUGCAUUUCGUAUCUAUCAUCAUUGGGUUAAACAUGGUGAUGUUCAAAAUCGAGCAGCAUUGUUCGAGAAUCGGCCUAAAAUGGAUUUACUUCGAAACUCCAGUCAAGAUGAAAAAUUAUUGCAUAAUCUUCAAUGUUAUUGAUUUUUUACGAAUUUAAUUCGUUCAAUUCGAUAAUUGUUUACUAAAUUUUUUUUUUUUUUUUUUUGUUUAUUUGAUUGUUGAAUAGGACAUUUAAUUGUUUUGAAAUAAUCUGCACUCUACCUUGUUCUUUAAUUUUAUUGCUUAUAUUGCCUUAUUUUGUAAAUAAAUAUAAAAUUUGAAAAUUCUUAUAAAGA
Messenger RNA from Dermatophagoides farinae (American house dust mite), 1624 nucleotides. RefSeq names its product phosphorylase kinase gamma (gene PhKgamma). Gene Ontology annotation, biological process: protein phosphorylation; glycogen metabolic process. Lineage: Eukaryota; Metazoa; Arthropoda; Arachnida; Sarcoptiformes; Pyroglyphidae. Gene Ontology annotation, cellular component: phosphorylase kinase complex. The record is from RefSeq and is a predicted model, not a curated record. Gene Ontology annotation, molecular function: ATP binding; calmodulin binding; phosphorylase kinase activity.